AUGUCAAGCAUUUUAAUUAAAACAAUCACUACCCCAGCAUUAUCAUUAAUCACCAAUAACGUUAUCACUAAUACAUCAAAGUGUUUUCAUACAAAUAUCAUACUAAAAUCAAAAGCUAUAUCUCAAACAGUAAUAAUACCACCAAAGGCUAUAAUCCAAAGAUAUUCAUUAAAUAAUACUAAUACCUUCAAUAACACUACUGAAACAGAGUACAAACAGUUACCUGAAGAUUCUCAAUAUAUCGAAAAGUUUUAUGACGAAUUGGAAACCUUCCAACUUUUUUUAAAAUCCGAAUUACACAAAAGUUUCAGUGAUUUUGAAGACUCACCGCAAGAACUUGUUUUCGAAUUAGAAAAAUAUAUCCAGAUGGAAUUAUUGCCUAGGCAUACUAAACUUUGUGAUGAUGAUAUUAAAUCAACUUUUAAAUUCCCUACAAUGGGUGAUAAAUUAGUUAUCGAUAGAUUUUUAGAUUUUUUACAUAACGUUAAUAUAACAUUGGUGUUAAAUGGUGGUCAUACUUUUAUCUUUGAUAUAAUUAUUCAAAGCAAAAAAUCGUUUGAUGAAUUUCAAAAACAACAAAAAACAAAAUAA
This is a messenger RNA of Saccharomycodes ludwigii, 591 nucleotides long. It is a transcript of the gene FMP23, whose product is annotated as Fmp23p. Lineage: Eukaryota; Fungi; Ascomycota; Saccharomycetes; Saccharomycodales; Saccharomycodaceae. The transcript has a single exon. The record is from RefSeq and is a predicted model, not a curated record. The coding region runs from base 1 to 591 and encodes 196 amino acids.